Rodentolepis nana is the source of this 2160-nucleotide messenger RNA. NCBI's taxonomy places the organism in Eukaryota, Metazoa, Platyhelminthes, Cestoda, Cyclophyllidea, Hymenolepididae. The record is from the annotation of a GenBank genome assembly.
AUGGAUGUGUACUCUUUAGGUGUGGUUAAGGUCAGUCCCGGCCACAGUGCUAUUGAUUUCGAAAUAGCUCGGGGUGGAAAACGUCUGGAGGUCCUGAAUAUUUUCUCUGACAGUGGCAGCAUUCUCCCCUCUGUUUGUGAAGAAUUCGGUGGCCUUCCACGCUUCAUAGCUCGAUCCAAAAUAGCUCAACGACUGUCCGAAUUUGGUCUCUAUCGCGGACGAUAUCGUAUCGGAGAGUCAACUGAAUUUCUUUCAACUGUUUGUCCAAUGAAUCUACCUCUCUGUUCUCGGUCUGGAGAUAUUGUCGAACCCCUUUUUCGCGAACAAUGGUUCAUUAAUACUUCGGAAAUGGCGUCUGCAGCGUUAAAAGCAACACAAAUUAUUAAGUGGACUAAUUAUAACCAAGAAUUGGAUGGGUCGAAGAGGGCCAAUGAAACUGGAGAACUUCGAAUCACACCCUGCUUCCACGAACCAACUUGGCGUGACUGGUUGUCUCCUGAACGGCGUCGUGACUGGUGCAUCAGUCGACAAGUUUGGUGGGGCCACCGAAUGCCGGCCUAUCGAAUUCCAAAUUUCCUGCAACCCUUAGAACGCUGCGAUUCAAAAUCAUACAUCACCUCAUCUGAUUGGGUGAUUGCUCGUGACUUUAAAGAGGCGCGAAGAUUGAUCGCGAAACGGUGCAACUGCGAUAUCAAUGAAGUUCCAGCUGAACUUGAACAAGACACGGAUGUCUUAGAUACGUGGUUCAGUUCGAGCCUUCUUCCUUUGACUGCCUAUGGUUGGCCUAAAGAGAGUUCAGAAUUGAGUCGAAGUUAUCCAGUUGAUUUGAUGGAGACUGGACAAGAUAUUCUCUUCUUUUGGGUUGCUCGAAUGGCCAUGCUUGGAGUCCAUCUCACAGGCCGAAUGCCAUUCAAACACAUUCUCUUGCAUGGACUAAUUUGUGACUCCAAUGGUCAAAAGAUGUCGAAAAGUAAGGGUAAUACCAUCGAUCCACUCAAUCUCAUAGAUGGUGUGGGAAAUCUCAAACCGCAUCAAACUGGUGGUGGUGGUGGUGAUGGAGGAAUUCAGACUCUCGGAGCGGAUGCUCUUCGAGCCUCUCUCCUUGCCACUGAUUUUACUCAUCCCGCAAUUGUUUUCACGGAAGAAGCAACUCUCGAUUUCCGACGCUUUGGAAACAAGAUAUGGCAGAGUCUCCGCUUUCUGACCUCUGAAAUGAACCGUACUGGUAUGUCUGUAGAAAUGAAGCAGCAUUCAAUUGAAAAGUAUUGGGAGGAACUGAGUGAUUCUCAGGUUUCGAAUGAUCUGCCUCUUAUAGACGAAUGGAUCCUUCUGCAAGCUGCAAAUAUUGCUCAACGCUUCAACAAUGCAUUUGGUGGUCUUUGUGCUGAAGGAAAUGAAGACGAUGCCUUACAUAACUGUGUUGCUGAUUUUCGGCUUUGGUGGAUCGAAGACCUGUGUUCAGUUUAUCUAGAAGUGAUCAAGCAUCGUCUUCGUUCAAAUAGUGGAUCACCAAAGGAGUUAGACGUCCUGAUAGCAUCCUUCAUGUUCGGACUGCGCCUGCUACACCCCCUGAUGCCUCAUAUAUCUGAAGUUCUGUGGCAGUCUCUUACCAAAGAUGACCGCUCAAUUCUUCUACAGGAAUUUCCUAAACCAAAGAAAGAGUUCACUUCGGAUCAAUCUAAUUUCGUGACGAAGGUACUUGAUGUAAUGACUAAGCUCAAAUCAUGGAGAGUUCUGUUGGGUAUUGGAAAGAACUUCAAUGGACGUGUUGGUGUUACCACCCUUCCCUGCAAGCAUCCACGAGAAGAGGGUGCAAUUGUGGAACUUUCUGCGGCUCUCGUUGGUUUGAAACCUCUCCAGGCGGAACUAGAUCAAGACUUUUGUACGAUUCCGUGUAAGGCUGGUAUCGCAUUGUCGUUUGAACCCAAAGGCGUGGAUUUUGAAGCAGCAGAAGAUACACUUCGAGGUCGUCUGACAAAAUUGAAUAAAAAGGCUGAUGUGCUGCGUGAAAAGAAACAGAUGAAGCCUAACUCUAGCGUUGGCAGCAAUAAUUUUUCUCGGACGGAAGCAUCAAAGCUUCUGGUUCUGGAGAAACAAAUCCGUGAAAUAAAUUCUCAACUUCAGGACCUGUUAGACUGCAAGGUGACGCUGGAGGACUAA